GGAAUGGGACGUGGUGCGACACCGACCGGUUGCUUUGCAUUUUGCAAAUCCAAUUGCAAACCAUCAAUGAAUUCCAUCCUUUCUCUGUUACCAUAAUUCAAUGGCACCUCUCUACCUUCCUUUCUUUCCUAAAAUUGGUGGUACAAGAGAAUCGCUGAGGACAUUAUUAGCUGAAACCAUUCGAUCAAUUAGUGUGAACAAAGAAACCUUUUGGAGGCCGAGAAUGAUAUCUUUCCGGGGAUCUCUCAGUUUUGUGCGUACUUAUCGCAUCACACCUACUGGAGCCGCGAUGGAGAAUAAAGAAUUACCUUUGAAUUACUUGAAAGACAAAAUGAUGGUUCCCAAUGCAAAUCCACCUGGAGACAAAGAUGUCAAUCUUCUAUCUCAGUUCUUCGAGAGAAGUUCAAAGCUUGUUGUAUUGACUGGAGCUGGGAUAAGCACAGAAAGUGGGAUACCUGAUUACAGAAGUCCAAACGGAGCUUAUAGUACUGGUUUCCGGCCAAUCACUCACCAGGAAUUUAUGCGGUCCAGUCGUGCCAGAAGACGGUACUGGGCUAGGAGUUUUGCUGGAUGGAGAAAAUUUACAACUGCUCAACCAGGGCCUGCACAUAUUGCAUUAGCUUCUCUCGAGAAAGCCGGGCGUGUAAAAUUUAUGAUGACUCAAAAUGUAGACCGGUUGCACCAUCGAGCUGGAAGCAAUCCUCUAGAGUUGCAUGGGACAGUAUAUGUUGUUGCUUGUACGAAUUGUGGUUUCUCUCUUUCUCGGAGCGCAUUUCAGGAUCAAGUGAAGGCUCUAAACUCAAAGUGGGCAGAAGCAAUCGAAAGUUUAGAAUAUGACAGCCGUUCGGACAAGAGCUUUGGAAUGAAGCAAAGACCUGAUGGUGAUAUUGAGAUUGAUGAAAAGUUCUGGGAGGAGGAAUUUCAUAUACCAAAUUGUGAGAAAUGUGAUGGUAUACUGAAACCUGAUGUUGUCUUUUUCGGUGAUAACGUCCCAAAGGGUAGAUCAGAUAGAGCAUUAGCAGCUGCGAAAGAAUGUGAUGCUUUCCUUGUACUUGGUUCUUCAUUGAUGACCAUGUCUGCUUUCCGACUCAUAAGAGCUGCUCACGAAGCGGGUGCUGCCACAGCUAUUGUAACUAUUGGCGUGACCAGAGCUGAUGAUUUCGUUCCUUUGAAAAUUAAUUCCAGACUCGGAGAGAUAUUACCAAGAUUGCUCUCAGUUGGAUCCCUUGGUGUUCCUGUUGUCUAGAGCACGCAGCUAAACCAAUGAAAGGCAGCACCCUGAGAAGGCCGGCGGUGAUAUUUGGCAGCAGGAGGCGUCGAGGGUACAUUCCGGUGGCGGUGGGAGUGGACGAGGAGACGAAGAGGUUCAUGGUCCACACAAGAGCUUUGUCGAAUGCGGAAUUCUUGCAGUUUCUGCGGAUGUCGGCGGAGGAAUAUGGAUUCUGCAACCAAGGUAUUCUGAGGAUUCAGUAUGAUGCCAAAGCCUUUGAAGAAUGGCUCACAACAACUGCCAAACAUAGGGAUCUUAGGAUUCAGCCCACACCAUCACCUAGCUAAUGGAGUACUAUAUAUUAGUAUCUUGUAUAUAUAUGUGUAUACUUGUUCAUGUUGUGUAUUGAAUGUUUAUUGAAAAUUGAAAGGAAAUGCAAGAGACUCAUUUCUUGA
Salvia hispanica is the source of this 1665-nucleotide messenger RNA. The record is from RefSeq and is a predicted model, not a curated record. NCBI's taxonomy places the organism in Eukaryota, Viridiplantae, Streptophyta, Magnoliopsida, Lamiales, Lamiaceae.